Symphalangus syndactylus (siamang) is the source of this 2275-nucleotide messenger RNA. RefSeq names its product pseudouridine-5'-phosphatase-like. The record is from RefSeq and is a predicted model, not a curated record. Gene Ontology annotation, molecular function: phosphatase activity. Lineage: Eukaryota; Metazoa; Chordata; Mammalia; Primates; Hylobatidae.
AAGGUAAAGGAACUGAUCAGAGUGCGCGCACUUCCUCCUCGCCCCCACCCAGACCCAGAAGGCGGCAUCAUGGCGGCGCCCCCGCUGGCGCCCCCGCCGCAGCCCGUCACCCACCUCAUCUUUGACAUGGACGGACUUCUUCUGGAUACUGAACGGCUGUAUUCAGUGGUGUUUCAAGAAAUAUGUGAUCGCUAUGACAAGAAAUACAGCUGGGAUGUAAAGUCCCUGGUUAUGGGUAGGAAGGCAUUAGAGGCGGCACAGAUUAUAAUAGACGUCUUGCAGCUCCCGAUGUCCAAAGAGGAGCUGCUAGAAGAAAGCCGAAAGAAGUUAAAGGAUGUGUUCCCCACGGCUGCGCUCAUGCCAGGGGCUGAGAAACUCAUCAUCCACCUGCGGAAACACGGCAUCCCCUUUGCGCUGGCCACCAGCUCGGGAUCCGCGUCGUUCGAGAUGAAGACGAGCCGCCACAAGGAGUUCUUCAGCUUGUUUUCCCACAUUGUGCUGGGAGAUGACCCCGAAGUGCUGCAUGGCAAGCCAGACCCCGACAUCUUCCUAGCUUGUGCCAAGAGGUUCUCUCCCCCUCCUGCUAUGGAGAAGUGCCUUGUCUUUGAAGAUGCUCCCAACGGGGUGGAGGCGGCCCUGGCAGCUGGGAUGCAGGUGGUCAUGGUUCCUGACGGAAACUUGAGCCGAGACCUGACGACAAAGGCCACCCUGGUGCUGAAUUCCCCGCAGAACUUCCAGCCCGAGCUGUUUGGUUUGCCCCCCUAUGAGUGAGAGGGAGGGCCUCAGUCUUCCGCCCCCAGCCCACUCUCAUGGUCCACACUGCUGGGGGAAAGGGAAAGGAAAUCAGCAACUCUUCAAUCCCAACCUGCGUCAUGAUUUUAGCCUGCUGAGAUUGGAGUUUCCAUCCCAUGUUGGUUUGUCCCAGUCUAACAUGUUGAUAAAAUGUGAUUUGACGGUUGAGACAAAAAAUACAGUAGAGACAGAAACGAAGCCCAGAACAAAGAUGAAACUUGAAUUAUCAUCUCGGAAAUCAAGCUGAUGGAGUAUGUGACAAAGUGAAUGUACACGUAUACACACACGCACCUCCAUAUAUACAUGUGUGUAUCAGUUUGGUAAUAUGCAGGUAGGCAUUACAUGCAUAUGUAUGUAGAUAUAUGCCUGCAUGUAUAUGUAAAAUAUAUACUUUUCCAAGACAAAAUGGCACAUCACUUCUCUCUUAUUCUAGUUUUUCUGAACACUGGCUGGGAAAUGUAAACUGUAUGCAUAUAAGUAUAUGCUUUAUGUAUGCAUAUGUAUGUAGAUAUGUUUAUAUCUAUCAUCUGCAUCAGUCUCCUCAGUGUUGAUGUUAACAUGCAGUGACAACUGAUAAAGCGAGAUGGUAGUUCUGCCUGGUUUGCAGUCUGAGUGGGAAAGUCCUGUUUUUGGUGAGCACUCCUUGUUAGCUAACAUUUAAAUUCUUUUUGUGACCUCAGAAUGUCUCUGGAUCUUUCCUCAUUGACUGACUGAGCCACAUCAUCCAUAGUUUAUUGUUAGUAUGAACACAACUGCAACAUUUACCUGGUAUCUACAUCCUUACCUACAUUGGAGAAUGUUUUCUACCUCAGAACAACCAUUCGCCUCCUUUAAGAACACUGAUGGGCUACACGUUUUGGAUAGAAACAGAAUUUGAUUUAAGAAUGUAUGCUUGGUGAGUCUGAGUGCCCAGGAACACUUUUGGAAUAAUUUAUCAGACAUUGAACUUCUGUGAUUAAUCGCUUUUAUAGAUUUACUUAGUCUUUAAAAUUCGUCUGUGAUUUGCCAGAGAAAAACGGUGGUAGCCAUGGAAAUCGAGAGUGAAGGAGCACCACUCCGUUGUGGCUCAGCCCUUCCUAGUGGCCUCUGCCCUUUGAUGUCCUUGAGCUACUCUUCAGCUCUGGAAGUUGUGGACAAACCGUAGGAAUACAUGUGUGUGUGUGGUGGAGUGAUUGUGAAUGACAGGCCCUGGCGAUUGAUUGAUGUUGCAUCAAUUUAGCAAAUUCAUUUCCUCAUUCUUGAUGGCCUGAAUAUAUGUCUGCACUUUUAAUGCUCCUUUUAACCAGUUGUAACGUCUUACCAUUUCCUUAACAAAUUGAAUUAGUUUAAUAAAAUCUUUUGACACACACACACACACACACACACAAAGAAACUGAUUAGAAGGCUAUUUAUGUUCAGACAAAAGAGGUUGAGGAAAUGAGCUAAGGCAGCAUUCUCAACCUUGAUGCCACUGACAUUUUGGGCUGCAUAAUUCUUUGCCGCA